GUACGCGUAACAUUAUUCAAACUAAUAUAUAUUUGCUACCAAAUUCAAAAGCUAUUAUCCCGAAUGCAUAUACUAAUAUCUCUUUAGAGAUAACCAAGUCAUCUAGUUUGCGAGUCUAAUGUCUAAAAUUAAUCUGAAUUUGGAACUUGGUAAAAGAAUAUGAGUUGCCAUUCCUACUUUGGCUCUGCACAAUGUGAUAAUAUUGCGAGGAUUAUGCAUUAAACGGCAAGAUCAUCUAACUUCAAUGGUUUUAACUAGUGCCAGAUUGCGCACACAAUAACACUUUCCGAAUUUGAAGCCAUUAAUUUUGUAACCAUAUAUGAAAUGAUCACCAAUCACUAUUAUCAUAUAAAAUUUAUUCAACUUUUCUGAAUCCCUUAAUCAAAAUGGCCAUUGAAAAUCACCAUUUCCUGUUUCUUGUUUCACAACUUGUUAUCAUUCCCCUCUUGUUUCAACACUCCUCUUUUGCUGCAACCCAACUUGUGAAUCAGGUAUGUCAGGACACUCAGGACUCUGAUUUCUGCGUUCGAACUCUCAGUGCAGAUCAACGAUCAGGCAACGCCGACCUCAGGGGACUGGCUCGAAUCGCAUUGGAGUUAAGCUCCGCUCAGGCUAAGGGCACACAGGAUCAAAUUCAGACUCUACUUAGCCGGGAACCGGGGCUGGAUUUCAAGAGUGUUCUUGAUCAUUGUUGGCUGGGAAAAUGGAAACGACUGUGAGCGUGUGAAUAGUGGAAGUGUCAAAGAUGUAUCACUUACAGGUUCCAAUCAAAUAAUGGUGAAACUUUGUGAUAUCUCUAGGGUUGUCACUGCAAAACUUGAAACUGGUAAAUAAGUUGUUGUUACAAUAAGAGCAUGUUAUUGUAUGAGAGAGUUCCAUGAAGCUCCCUUGUGUUCUUCUCCUUGAAACACAUAAUCUUUUCUAGUUGUGAAACAAAUAUAA
This is a messenger RNA of Pistacia vera, 942 nucleotides long. RefSeq names its product pectinesterase inhibitor-like. The coding region runs from base 387 to 719 and encodes 110 amino acids. Gene Ontology annotation, molecular function: enzyme inhibitor activity. The record is from RefSeq and is a predicted model, not a curated record. The transcript has 2 exons. NCBI's taxonomy places the organism in Eukaryota, Viridiplantae, Streptophyta, Magnoliopsida, Sapindales, Anacardiaceae.